UUCAGCUCAAAAAAUGGAUAACAAUCAACCAAGUUCUUCAAAAGAUCCAAAUAUUCAGUGGAUGUAUGAUGGAACAAAAUCUAUUGUUAAUCGAGAGGAUUAUCUUCUUGGGAAAAAGAUUGACAGAAAUUUUGAAUUGUAUUCUGACGUUGUUGUUAAAGACAAAGACGAUGAGACCCGAGACAAUUUUUUUAAACAAAAACUUUUACAAAAUGGCUCUGGGAAUGUACACAAUCAAAAAAUUUCUGCGUUGGAUGUUCGAACAGUUCGUAAUGAGGAUCCGCUUGUUGCGCUAAAGUUCCAAGAAGAACAACGACGUCGACAAAUGUUAGAAAAUCCUUUAAUUAAAUUAAAAGCGCAACGUAUUUUGCAAAAAGAAUUUGAAAAACAAAUGAAAAAGGUGGAAAAGAAGAAGAAAAAACAUAAAAAAUCUAAAAGAAAUUCUUCCUCUUCAGAUGAAGAAAUUUUUUCAAAACAUGGAAGGGUUGAUGAAAGGGAAAAACAUCGACAUUCGAGGGAAGAAAGAAGUAGAUCGAGGAGUAGAGGAAGAGAUGAAAGAAGGAGGGAAGAUGCUAGAAGGGAGGAAGGUCACCAUCAUCACCAUAGGGAGGUGUUUUCUCGUUCUUCAGAUGUCAAUAAAACAAACGAUUCGAGACGUUUUAACCAUAAAGGGGAAGAAAAACCAAAAGAAAGGCUUCAAUCCCGUCCAAAAUUGAGUGCUGCUGAAAUUGAGGAGAGGCGAAAAGCCAUGUUGCAAAAUGCUUCUUGGAGGGAUGAAAUGAGAGAAAAUAAUUUUAAAAAGACAAUAGAGGAACUCAGAAAAGAGGAAAAUGAAGCUAAUAAUAUACCAAAUUUUAUAAGACCAAUUAUGGACUCUGCCAAUUCUUCAUUGGAAAAACGCUUGCAGAGCAACAAAAUGGGAGUUCAACGUUCACAUGAUCACAUGGACAAAUCUUUUUUGAAGAGAUGAAAUGAAGAGAUUUUUUAUUUUUUGAAGGCCUUGUCUAGUUUGUGUACAUUAGAGAUUGGUAUUUUCAAAAAUUCUGGAUUUUGGUUAGUAAUCUGGACAGGAUUCUUGAUUUGGAUCCAGGAAAAAUCCAGACUGGAUCUGGAUCCAGACCGAUCUUUAAUGCACACACCCAAUUUAUUCGCAAACUCAAAUCCGUCAAAAUUACCCCAUUAAAGGCGGCUAAAGUUCACUCUAGGGGGUUCUCAGCACAUGCCUCGUUAGAGGCGAUGAUUUUUAUGUUAAGUGAGCAAAUGACUUGGAAUUUUUGUGCAGAUAUGACUGAAACUGGAGGUGGUGAUUCUGUUGAAUCUGCAAGUGUUUAUGCUAACUCUGUUUGUGAAAUGUGCGGAAAUUAUGAG
Molecule: messenger RNA, 1368 nt
Organism: Meloidogyne enterolobii
Lineage: Eukaryota; Metazoa; Nematoda; Chromadorea; Rhabditida; Meloidogynidae
Source: the annotation of a GenBank genome assembly